Molecule: messenger RNA, 2298 nt
Organism: Lodderomyces jiufengensis
Lineage: Eukaryota; Fungi; Ascomycota; Pichiomycetes; Serinales; Debaryomycetaceae
Exons: 1
Coding region: 1-2298 (765 amino acids)
Biological process (GO): mitochondrial translational elongation
Cellular component (GO): mitochondrion
Molecular function (GO): GTPase activity; GTP binding; translation elongation factor activity
Source: RefSeq, a predicted model, not a curated record
AUGACGAGUCUUCUACGUGGUAUCUGUAAAAUUUCAAGACAUACCAGAUUCAUCAAUCCAACACCAAUAACACAUAUCAAAAAUUUCCAAACAUCAUUUCGUACACAUAAUGACCUUAAACAAAAACAACCAGAAACUUAUGAAGAAGAAAAAGUUAUAAUAGAUGAAAUUAUACAGAACUCAACACCUGAAGAUAUUCAAUCUUCCAAAAUAAUGAGAAAUAUUGGGAUUUCAGCACAUAUAGAUUCUGGUAAAACUACAUUUACAGAACGUGUUUUAUUUUAUACUGGUAGAAUUAAGGCAAUUCAUGAAGUUAGAGGACGUGAUUCGGUUGGAGCUAAAAUGGAUCAUAUGGAUUUGGAAAGAGAAAAAGGUAUCACCAUCCAAUCUGCCGCAACUUAUUGUUCUUGGGAUAAAGAUAAUCAAGCUUAUCAUUUUAAUUUAAUUGAUACUCCAGGACAUAUUGAUUUUACAAUUGAAGUUGAAAGGGCAUUGAGAGUAUUAGAUGGUGCAGUAUUAGUGGUUUGUGCAGUUGCAGGUGUUCAAUCUCAAACAGUUACAGUUGAUAGACAAAUGAGAAGAUAUAAUAUUCCAAGAAUUACUUUUAUAAAUAAAAUGGAUAGAAUGGGAUCAAAUCCAUGGAAAGCAAUUGAACAAAUUAAUUUGAAAUUGAAAAUGCCAGCGGCUGCCAUACAAGUUCCAAUUGGUGCUGAAGAUCAACUACAAGGUGUGGUUAAUAUUAUUGAUCGUGUUGCUUUAUAUAAUGAAGGUCCACAAGGUGAAACUAUUAGAAAAGCCGAAGUACCAGAAAAUUUGAAGGAUUUAGUAGAAGAAAAAAGAGCAUUACUUAUAGAAACUUUAGCUGAUGUUGAUGAAGAAAUUGCUGAUAUCUACUUGGAAGGUGAAGAACCAAGUGUCGAACAAAUUAAACAAGCUAUAAGACGUGCAACAAUCGGUAGAAAAUUCACUCCUGUUUUAAUGGGUUCAGCAUUAGCAAAUAAAGGUAUACAACCAGUUUUAGAUUCAGUUGUUGAUUAUUUACCACAACCAAAUGAAAUUUUAAAUACUGGGUUAGAAAUUCACAACGAUGGUACUGAAACACCAAUUAAUUUAAUUCCUUCAAGUACUGCUCCAUUUGUUGGGUUAGCUUUUAAGUUAGAGGAAGGUCCAUAUGGUCAAUUAACUUAUAUCAGGGUGUAUCAAGGUAAGUUAAAAAAGGGAGCUUAUAUGACUCAUAUAAAAACUGGUAAAAAAGUUAAAGUUUCAAGAUUAGUAAGAAUGCAUUCAAAUGAUAUGGAAGAUGUUGCCGAAGUCGGUAGUGGUGAAAUAUGUGCUACUUUUGGUAUUGAUUGUGCCUCUGGUGAUACUUUUAUUGGACAAGGUUCAUCAAAACAAAUUGCAAUGAGUUCAAUGUUUGUACCUGAAGCAGUUAUAUCAUUAAGUAUUGCCCCUAAAACUAAAGACAAUGGUGCUUUUUCCAAAGCAAUGAAUAGAUUCCAAAAGGAAGAUCCUACUUUUAAAGUUCAUUAUGAUUCUGAAUCUAAAGAAACUAUCAUAUCAGGUAUGGGUGAAUUACAUUUAGAAAUUUACGUUGAAAGAAUUAAAAGAGAAUAUGGAGUUGAUUGUAUAACUGGUAAACCACAAGUUGCUUACAGAGAAGCUAUAACUUCUUCAACACCAUUUGAUUUUACACAUAAAAAACAAUCUGGUGGUGCUGGUCAAUAUGGUAGAGUUGUUGGAGAAAUGAAACCUAUAGAAGGAGAAAAUAAAUUUGAAACUCAAAUUGUUGGUGGUAAAAUUCCUGAAAAAUUCUUAUUGGCAUGUAAUAAAGGAUUUGAUGAUUGUUUGGAGAAAGGUCCAUUAAUUGGUCAUAAAGUUUUAGGUGUGGAUAUGUUAAUUAAUGAUGGUCAAACACAUGUUGUUGACUCUUCCGAAUUAGCAUUUAGAACUGCAACCCAAGGAGCUUUCAAACAAGCAUUUUUAAACGCUUCUCCAGUUAUAUUAGAACCUAUAAUGAAUGUUGAAAUAACAGCACCAAAUGAAUUUCAAGGUUCUGUAGUGGGAUUAGUUAAUAAAUUAGGUGGAUUAAUUAAUGAAACAGUAAAUGGUCAAGAUGAAUUUACAGUUACUGCUGAAUGUUCAUUGAAUUCAAUGUUUGGGUUUUCAACUAAUUUAAGAGCAUGUACUCAGGGUAAAGGAGAAUUUUCUUUGGAGUUUUUGAAAUAUUCUCAAACUAGUCCACAAUUACAAAAACAAUUAAUUAAUGAAUAUGAAAAAGCUCAAGCAAAUAAAAAAUAG